Molecule: messenger RNA, 513 nt
Organism: Colletotrichum graminicola M1.001
Lineage: Eukaryota; Fungi; Ascomycota; Sordariomycetes; Glomerellales; Glomerellaceae
Exons: 1
Coding region: 1-513 (170 amino acids)
Source: RefSeq, a predicted model, not a curated record
AUGGAAUCUGAGCUUGCCUCAGACGAAGUGUUUACUCCCGAAGUGGUUGAGUCGGAUGAAGCAAUAGUACUCGUAGCCGCCAGGCCCGUCGUGGAAAUGGAUUCAAUUGAACUGCUUGAUUGUAUUGUUGCAGUAGUUUCGGGAGUAGUGGUAGAAGCUGAGGUGCUGAGCUCUGACGAGGGUACGGAGGUGGUAUCGGGCGAACUGACACUUGAUGAAAGACUGAGAGAGGUUGAAGAGUCAGCUUCCGAUGAAGUGCUACUAUUCUCCGUCGAGCUAGAAGAAUCUGUGAAUGUUGACAAACUACUGGGGUUUGUUGAAGAGCUGAAAUCAGAGGUUGUGCUGAGGGAAGACGAGAUACCGGACUCGGUGAAAGUGAUUGAGGCAGUCGAGAAGCUAGUUUCGCUCAAACUGCUAAGAUCGGUGGAGCUAGAAGUAUACAGGGAUGUCGUGCUAGGAUCCAAAGAGAAGCUUGACUCGGAUGUAGACGUAUCAGUGGAGGCCAAGAUUUGA